Zygotorulaspora mrakii is the source of this 1203-nucleotide messenger RNA. It is a transcript of the gene CSI2, whose product is annotated as Csi2p. Gene Ontology annotation, cellular component: cellular bud neck; fungal-type vacuole. The transcript has a single exon. Bases 1 to 1203 code for a protein of 400 amino acids. NCBI's taxonomy places the organism in Eukaryota, Fungi, Ascomycota, Saccharomycetes, Saccharomycetales, Saccharomycetaceae. The record is from RefSeq and is a predicted model, not a curated record.
AUGAACCUUUUGAGCAUUAGAAAACAUGGCUCAGUAAUGUGGCUGAUUUUUCUUCUCACAAUAGUGGUAGGAGUUCUUGCUGCUGGGGACUCGACGAGCACAAGUGUUAGUCAAACAAGUCGUAGCUCAAACAGAAGCACAGGAAGUGCAAGUGCUAGCUCCGGUGCCAGUUCCAGUGCCAGUUCCAGCUCUGAAAACACAAACUCUAGAACAAAUGCGAGCUCCAGAUCAAAUUCAAGUCCUAGUGCAACCACGACUAGAUCCAUGCCAUCUCUUAGAUCCACUUCCAGCAGAUCUAUGCCGUCGCUUAGGACCACUUCCACGAACCCUAGUUUGACAUCACGAUCAUCACAUACAGAUUCAGCGAGCUCAUCCUCAUCAUUCGUCCCCACUUUUACACCUAUAGUUCCAAAUGAAGAAGAUAAUCGAUACAUUUACCGUGCCAGUCAUGCUGGCGGCACUGUGUUCAUUGCAGUUGGUAGUUGUCUUGGCUUCAUACUGCUGUUGGUUGGUCUUGUGGUGGGUAUAUUCACAAUAACUUCGUGGUACCGAGCACGUAAAGAGUAUAAGCUGAAAGAAAUAGAGAGCAAGUAUCAAAGUGAUCCUUUUUUUUUCUCGCAGGCCACAGAUUCUGGUGACAACAACAGCUAUUCGGAUAAUGACGACAAUAGUGACAUCUCAGAAAAAGUUUUGAAAACUAGAAAUUCAAGAAUGACACUUCACACCCUCGGUUCCACUUCUGUUUUCAAUUUAUUGAAUCAUGACAACAAAUCGAGCGACGUGCUUGACAAUUCAGCACAAAAACAAUCACAUAAUAAAAGACAAUCCAUGUUCAUUUCCCCAACGGAAAUAUUACAAAACGAAGGUGGAAAUCAGUCAAAUAUUUGGUCGGAUAGUAACUUUAGUUCAAGUAGGAUUUUAGAUUCUGCAGAUAGUACGCCAAGAGAGCAAGUGCGGACACAAUUCAUCAAUAACCCAAGCAUGAGUAACUUGGCUUCAAACACACCUUGGAAAGAAAGCAUUAGUCCAAGAGAAUAUAUACAGAAUAACUCAUCGCUGUUACGUCCAGACUUGACGAGUUCACAUGGAUAUUCUGUUGACAGUGGCGUGCAACAAAGGGAUGCAUCGCCAAAGCUGAAGAAAAAUUACAGACCGCCAAGUGUUCAUUUAGACACUCUUCUUGAUGGGAAUUAUGAACAGUGA